AUGGGUCCCCUGACUAAUCCCCCAUCAAAUCGUCCCUCCGUCUUGCAAGCAACAUACACAGGCCCUGCUGCAUCUCCAGCCUCCCAAAUAUCCCCUAAACCAGAACAGACACACACGUUUGCCCACCCGCUUGCUUCUUCCCUGUCCUGGAGUCCCUACGAUACCCACAAUACAGCCGCAAAGACGGCCUAUCUCUCAGAGCUUCGUGGGGCAGUGAGCGUGUUGCAGACGGAGAUAAAUGAGUUUCUAACUGCACGCAUGGAGGAGGACAACAAUACCAAUCGACAAUCAGCAACUGGUGGUGUGGAUGAGACGAAAAGGGAAAGGGAGAGGAAGGAAGAGGAGAAUUACGGAGAAGAGGUCCUGGAUGAUGAGGAUUGA
Molecule: messenger RNA, 381 nt
Organism: Paracoccidioides brasiliensis Pb18
Exons: 1
Coding region: 1-381 (126 amino acids)
Source: RefSeq, a predicted model, not a curated record